Molecule: messenger RNA, 3116 nt
Organism: Octopus sinensis (East Asian common octopus)
Lineage: Eukaryota; Metazoa; Mollusca; Cephalopoda; Octopoda; Octopodidae
Product: U2 snRNP-associated SURP motif-containing protein
Exons: 24
Coding region: 86-3058 (990 amino acids)
Biological process (GO): RNA processing
Cellular component (GO): nucleus
Molecular function (GO): RNA binding
Source: RefSeq, a predicted model, not a curated record
GAGAGAGAAAGAAAGAGUUAUAUAGGGUAGGUGUUGUAGCUCCGUACGUUAGUCGUGUUAAGAGAGUGAUAGAGAACAAAUCAACAUGGCUGAAAGGCUACCAUGGGGAUUGAAAACCGAAGGAUUAACGCCUGGCUCUGUCAAGGCAAUAUCAGAAAGCAAGCUAAAGGCUUUCAAUAUUGGUACUAUGAAUAUUGGUAAGAAAGGAUUGUCCAAGAAAGAACAGGAAGAAUUAAAGAGAAAGCAAGAUGAAGAAGCAACAGCUCAGGUUUACCAAGAAUUUGUUGCAUCAUUUGAAGACAGCACGAAGCACAAUAAAACUUGGAUCAAAGGUGGUACAGUUCAUCAAGAGAAAAAAGAAGAAAAGGAGAAAGAGUUCAAGCCAGAAAAAGCCAAGGUCUACAAGCCGACAUCGAAACUAGCAGAGCUGGCAUCUACAUUUCCAUCAGUGAAAGAAAUCAAGAAAGAGAAGAAGGAAGAAGCUGCUCCGACCCCGCCGCCGCCGCCUCCACCGCCCCCUCCCCCGCCACCCGUAACCACCUCAGCCCCUCUGCUGGCAUCACCUGAACAUCAUCCAAAGUCUCAUUUUCCAACUGAUACUCCAAAAUCACAGAAGGAAAGCAGCAAAAGUCAGCAAAAUUAUUCCUCCUCAAAGAAGAGAAAAGAUGACAAAAAGAAGAGCAAUUUGGAACUUUUUAAAGAAGAACUGAAACAAAUCCAAGAAGAAAGACAAGAAAGACAUCGAUUAAAAAAGCAGUUUCGGAAUAACACAGAAGAAGAACCUGAUGAACAACAUCCUCCACCCAGAUUCGAUCUCAGUUUAGAGACAAACACAAAUGCCCCCAGCCCUAGAAAUUCUGGGGAAAACUUCAACCGUUUGGGAUCUUAUGAUACCGGAGACGAAUAUACAACUAACAUUUACGUUGGAAACAUUAGUCCAAAGAUGACUGAAUUACAGCUGUGUGAGGUCUUUGGGCGUUACGGUCCAUUAGCCAGCGUGAAAAUAAUGUGGCCAAGGACAGAUGAAGAACGAAAUCGGGGGCGAAACUGUGGUUUUGUUGCUUUCAUGAAUCGGAAGGAUGGUGAAAGAGCUAUGAAUGCAUUGAAAGGAAAGGCAAUCAUGGGCUUUGAAAUGAAACCUGGCUGGGGUAAAGCUGUACCAAUUCCACCAUAUCCUGUGUAUAUACCACCUGCCCUCAUGGAAAUGACUUUACCACCACCACCUUCCGGUUUACCUUUCAAUGCACAGAUGUCCCGGCGGAGUCGCGCCGACAAACUCUACGGGAAUGUCCCUCCACCUGGCUUGGACGGGAGCCGCUCUGGUGAUCAGAAAGAAGACAUGGAGAAGACUUUAGCCAAUGCUGUUGUGAAAGUGGUUAUCCCCACAGAAAGGAGUGUACUGUGUGUAAUUCACCGAAUGAUUGAGUUUGUCGUACGAGAAGGCCCCAUGUUUGAAGCUAUGAUCAUGAACAGAGAGAUUAACAACCCUAUGUUUGGAUUUUUAUUUGAAAACCAGAGUCCAGCUCACACUUACUAUAGAUGGAAACUCUUCACUAUUCUACAGGGUGACUCACCUUACAAAUGGAAAACUGAUGAGUUCCGAAUGUUCAAGAACGGCUCAAUAUGGAAGCCACCACCAUUAAACCCUUACACUCAGGGUAUGCCAGAUGAAUUGGUGGACAGGGAUGAAAACCAAAUUAAAAAAGGGCAGCUAACUGAUAGUCAAAGAGACCGUCUUGAAGACAUGUUACGAGAAUUAACUCCUGAACGAACUAAAGUUGGAGAAGCAAUGGUGUGGUGUUUGGAUCAUGCUGAAUCUGCUGAAGAAAUUGUCGAAUGUAUCACUGAAUCCUUAUCUAUUUUAGAAACUCCAAUACCCAAAAAGAUUGCCAGAUUAUUUCUGGUGUCAGAUAUUCUGUUUAACAGCAGUGCAAAAGUACCCAAUGCAUCAUUUUUUAGAAAAUUUUUCCAAGCAAAAUUACCGGAUAUUUUCAAAGACAUUCAUGAAACCUACAUAAAGAUUGACAGUCGACUGAAGGCCGAACAAUUUAAGCAAAAAGUGAUGUGCUGUUUCCGUGCUUGGGAAGACUGGGCUGUGUACCCGAAUGACUUCUUAAUCAGUCUACAAAAUAUAUUCUUGGGACUUGUCAUGUCCAAACAGGUAGUGGAGCAGCCUGACAGCGAAGAAGAGCCAGAUUUGGACGGUGCCCCCAUUGAAGACAUAGAUGGCAUCCCUAUUGAUGGCAUGCCAUUCAAAGAACCUGCUUCCAGUGAACUCGAUGGUAAACCUCUUGAUGUUGACUUGGAUGGUGACCCCCUAGUUGCUGAAGAUUUGGAUGGCAUGCCCUAUAAAGGCGAAGAUAUUGAUGGGAAACCUUUAGAAGAGGAUCUUCAGGCUCAAAAUCAAGCCAAAUUUGCUCAAUCAAAGUGGGAAACGGUGGAUGAAGCUGAACUGGAGGCCCAAGCCAUGACUACAUCUAAAUGGGAUCUGCUUGAUCAGCAAAGUGAUGGUGGUGAAGAUCAAAAGAGACAGAUGGAGGAAGAUCAAGAUGAUAUUGAUGGACAACCGAUGGAAGAUAUGGAUGACAUGUACCAAGAUGCUGGGUCAGACAGUGAACACAUGAAUCAGGAAGAGAAUUCCAAUGUUGCAGAUACAUUCCACAAACAGAUGUCAGAAGAACGCAGGGCAAAGCUCCGGGAAUUAGAGGUAAAAGUAAUCAAAUACCACGAUGAUUUAGAACUUGGCCGGCGAACACGCAAAGAAGGAAUGUCUCUUCAAGAACAAGUCCAGUAUUAUAGGAAAAAAUUAAUUCACAAGGUGAUGAAGGGAAUGACAGACACAGCCAGCCCUUCUCGAAGUAAAAGCAAGCGAGCCUUCUCUCCUUCAUCUCACCGAUCCAGGUCAUCCAGUCCAAAAAAAUCCAAACGCUCAAAAAGUCCAAAACGGUCAAAGCACUCCAGGUCCAGAUCGAGAUCAAGAUCACCGAGCUCUAUGUUAGAUUCUCGUUCACCCAGUCGUCAUCGUCAUAAACACAAGAAAAAUAAGCACAGGGAGUGAAAGUUUGCGUGUUAUCUUGUAAAAUGAAUUAAACGUUAUCUUGUCUCACCUACAUUAA